Molecule: messenger RNA, 954 nt
Organism: Peronospora farinosa
Lineage: Eukaryota; Oomycota; Peronosporomycetes; Peronosporales; Peronosporaceae
Source: the annotation of a GenBank genome assembly
AUGAACGGCUUUCAGAGUGGUGUACAGGUGUUUAUCCCAGCGGCGCUCAAUAGACCCACGCAUACACUAUACAGCAUCUGCAUGCUGGUGCAGCCCACUAACCAGGAAUGGACAGUCAACCGUCGCUACUCGCAGUUCCUACAGCUACGUAAGGACAUCCAGCACAAACUAGUCUCGCGUGGCGUCUCGUGUGCAAACUGCGCCAGCUUUAGCCUCGCCAUCAGCAAAUUCCGCUUUCCAGGUAAGUCGCUGCUGCGCACCAACUCGGUGGUGCGCCGUCGUGUCUCAUCUCUGCAGGACUUCCUCAAGCUGCUCGUGGAACGUGUGUACAAUGACGUCCCCAAGUGCGGCAUUUGCGGUGAAGAGAUAAAAGACAUAAUGCGGCCGUUCUUCAUUCGAGGAGCACAGCCAAUGAACGGUUCAAUUCUUUCCAAGAUAUACAAGUCUUUAUCGCUGGAUUCGUAUGUUGUGGUGGAUCAGCCGGUGAUGCCUGUAGUGGAAUCGUUACCGCCAAUUUCGCCUUCACUGGCUGGCAGGGAACUUUUCAGCGCCAGCAAGUCGUCGAGCAAGCCAAUUUUCACACACAGUCAGGUUUUAGGCGGCAAGUCCAUCUUUUCCGGGAGCAAGGUGAUGCUGAGUACUACAUCCGGUUAUGCAUCCACUCAGCCAACCGAGUCGGAAGAUCCCAUCAGGGAUUACUCAGACAGCGACGAUGACGGCUACGGUAAGAAGUACGACGAUCAAUACUGCUAUGAUGAAGGUAUUCCUCUUGAAGACGCCAUGAAACAGGUCGUGUUGCCCGAGGGAGCUCGUCUUACGUGUGAAGAAGUCGUGGUCCGACUUACAUCAAUGUGGGCUACGUUCGACCUCGAGGAGGCUCUUUCAUCCUUACCACCCGACCGGCUUUCACAAAAAGCCCACUUUGCUAUAGACGAAAAAGAAUACGCGUUUUAA